Messenger RNA from Racocetra fulgida, 509 nucleotides. Lineage: Eukaryota; Fungi; Glomeromycota; Glomeromycetes; Diversisporales; Gigasporaceae. The record is from the annotation of a GenBank genome assembly.
AUAAUGUUAAAACAUGGAAAAACUUCGGCAAGUGUGACCAGGCGGCGCGUACUUACCUCGCAGUUUCGGCGACAUCCACACCUUCCGAAAGGUUAUUCUCAGACUGUGAAAAAGAUAAAAUUCAUGAGAUUGUUGGGUCAGAAUACAAAGGUCUUGAUAUUGACGAAGAGUUGAAAAAAUUAUUAAACAACGAUAAAUACAAGUUAACUUGGAUCCGUUACGAAUUUAAAAACGUUAAAUUGAUAGGAAGAGGUGGUUUUGCAACUGUGUUUAGCGCAAUAUGGGAAAGAAAAUUGAACGAAUACGUUCCGUUUGAAUCUAUACAAUUUUAUAAUGAUUUAAUCAAAUCGUAUUAUGACGAAGAAAUUCCCGAAAAUAUAUCAGGCUCAGAUGAGUUGAGUGAAAUUUUAAAAAAAUAUUCAUCUAGAUUUUCCGAAUUAAACCGAUCGCAACCGAUAAAUAUCGACUAUGAAUAUAAAGAUGAGGAUUUAGAUUUGCAAAUAUUAUGA